Molecule: messenger RNA, 9550 nt
Organism: Ostrinia furnacalis (Asian corn borer)
Lineage: Eukaryota; Metazoa; Arthropoda; Insecta; Lepidoptera; Crambidae
Gene: Ziz
Product: dedicator of cytokinesis protein Ziz
Exons: 34
Coding region: 146-6340 (2064 amino acids)
Biological process (GO): small GTPase-mediated signal transduction; positive regulation of GTPase activity
Molecular function (GO): guanyl-nucleotide exchange factor activity
Source: RefSeq, a predicted model, not a curated record
CGUUUGGCUUGUGAAGGUUUUUCUUUCGGCGAUUUUACGUAUGAGUGCUUUUUACACAGUAAAAUAAAUUCAUAACAUGAAGGUGAACCUCAGUAAAAUCGAAUUAUACUUGAUUUGAUUUGAUCCUACCUGUGAAUCGAACAUCAUGCCGCCGGUUAACUCCAAAAGCAAGACCAAAGGUGGCGCAGAGUAUGAGAAUAUUGUGGUGAACAAAUGCACAGCCCUGGACUUCGAAAGAUACAUCCAAGAAAAUAAAACCUUAUUGAUGAAUGAUCCUCUAAGGGACAUUCUUUUAUAUCCACCUGAUGAUGUAUCUAGUGUAGUUCUACCAAGGCGUUGGAGGACGGUCACCACUGCAGUGCCAGAUGUACGAACAGCCGCUACCUGCCCACUGUUGACUCGUCAAGCGCUGCUCAGCUAUGCGUCUAGUUGGAACCUCAUACAUUACAAAUAUAGCAGCUAUUCCGGCACUUAUCUCAACUUGCCUAGGCCUUUAGCCCUGAAAUUGCCAGAAGAAGUAUACGACAUCGACACCGAGACUGAAAGCGACCAUGAAGCUCAAGCAGCGAAGGUGGACAUCGGAACCAAAGAGGGCUACCUGCUCAAAGGCCCCGAGAUCGGCUCAGAUAGGAUAUUCAGCAAUCUCGCCUCGAAAUCGUUUAAGAAACGAUAUUGCUCAAUGGUCAGAGAAGCGGACGGCACUUACAUUCUCGAAGUGUAUAAAGACGAGAAGAAAACUGAUACGAAGCUCACCGUUGUUAUGGAUUUCUGCUCAGAUGUUGUGAGGAAUCCUAAGCGCGGGAGAUUUUGCUUUGAGUUGCGUAUGGCCGGCGGCAAAGGCUACACAUUCGCAACUGAAAAUGAGGAGGAGAUGAAUGGUUGGAUAAAUGCCUUCAAUGCUGCUUUAAAGAAGACUCAAGACAGCGAAGAAAACAAUCAAAAUGACGAGAUUUUAGAUAAAGACGCAGACGUGUCCUUAACAGCGGAGCCUCCUCCCCCGACUUACGGAACCCUGAAGGGUCUCGAACACAGCAUGAAUCCCCUGCUGCUGCGGUAUUCCCGGGAAACCGAUAUGUCCAUAGCCGCGGCGCGCAACGAGUAUCGCUCCAAUAUAUUUAGCAUGCCAUACAAGCGGGCGCCCUCGCCUGAACCUCAGUUAGAACCAUUCAAAGAACACUUCGGCCAAAGAAUUUUGCUCAAAUGCGAAAGCUUAAAGUUUAGGUUACAAGCGCCAAUAGAUGGCGAUAAAGAGCUAUUGUGCCAGGUGGAACCCUACUAUACCUAUCUCGCUCUCUACGACGCGAGGAGUGGCAAAAAACUGACAGAAAACUUCCACUUUGACCUCAACCACGCCGCUGUGAAGGAUCUAGUCAACGAUACGGAGUGCACGAAGUCAUUAGUAGAGAAUUUUAGCUACGACGUUAAGUUAGAUGUUAAACAAAUACCGGAGGAGUGGUUCAAAUCGAAAAAGCAGGCAAUCCUCUCAGUGAACAACCCUCACCCAGACUUAUUCCUAGUAGUGAAGAUUGACAAGAUUCUUCAAGGGCAUGUGAGCCAAGUGUUGGAGCCCUACCAGAAAGCCACCAAGGACCCGCGGCUAGGGCUCAAGGUGCACAAGACAGUGCAAGCGUAUGCCAACCGCGUAGGGACUUAUAGGAUGCCUUUCGCGUGGACUGCUAAGCCUUUGUUUAGACUAUACAGCAAUGACUUGGACACAACACCUGAAUUCUCCGCCAUUUACCGGCAGGAACCAAACAAAAUGUCUGACGAGGAUCUUGUAAAGAUUCUCUCAGAUUUCCGAAAGCCAGAGAAACUGGCCAAACUGACUGUGAUACCUGGAUGGCUCAGUAUUAACAUACAGCAGAGUAAUGAAUUAGUCCCAAAUUGCAUGACGAGCGCGUACGCAGCAUUGAAACCGUUUCCCCUGCCGCCCGCGUCUCCCCUCACGGUUGAACUGGCAACACUGAACGUGGAACCAGAACAACCGUAUGCGGCCUUCGUACACCAUUUGUAUGUCAGACCUUUGGCCCUCAACUUUGAGUCCCAGAAAGUGUUUGUACGAGCCAGGAACAUCGCAUGCUCUAUUGAAUUGAGAGAUAGCGAUACGGGGGACAAUAAACCUUUACAGGUGGUAUACGGUCGCACGGGCAUGACGUCACAGUACCGCUGUUCAGUGUUGCACCACAACGCGAACCCAACGUGGUGCGACGAGGCCAAGAUCCGUCUGCCCGCCACCCUCACUUCACAGCACCACUUGCUUUUCACGUUCCACCACAUAUCUUGCGAUAUCGCGAAGAAGAAUGAUGCUAAUGUCGAAACGUGCAUCGGGUAUGCAUGGGUGCCACUAUUGAAAAACGAUAAGCUCGUAGAGGAACAAAUAAACUUGCCAAUAGCGACGCAUCUGCCCUCCGGAUACCUAUCGAUUCAACCUCUGGGACUCGGAAAAGGGAAUACAGGCCCAGAAGUGGUGUGGGUGGAAGGUGAAAAGCAGCUAUUCCGUUGCCAACUGGUCCUCGACUCGACUGUAGCCACGCGCGACAUGCACCUCCACAACUUGUUCAGCCAAGCAGAACGCCUGAUAAAGUCCAACUCUCCCCCCACGUCCCCUUCGCCCCCGCCGUGGAAUGACGUAGUUAACGCGCUGAAAGCUGCACACGCGAUCAAACUGAGUUCCCUGAUCGCAUUCUUGCCAACGAUAAUGAAUCAGCUUUUCGAGUUGAUGACGGUUGAAAAAAGUUACAACCAAGAUAUGGGCUACCAAAUUGUCAAGGUCAUUGUUCACUUCGUGCACAUGAUCCAUGAUUAUGGACGAAAGGAUCUCCUGGAUAGCUAUGUAAAGUAUGUUUUCAACUGCGUGGAGUUCAAAUUACAUACAGUGUUGACGGCACCACUACACAUGUUCGUGGACCCAAAUCAACAAGAUUUUUUGUUAGGACACAAGUUUAUGCAGUACUCUUCGUUUUUCUUCGACAUCGUCAUCAAGAGCAUGGCUCAGUAUUUGAUAAAUACUGGCCGAAUUAAGAUGUCAAGACAUGAGAGGUUUCACGCAGAUUUGUUGGAGAACAUAGACAAAUUGAUGACUGUGGUUGAACCAUCGUACAUCUUGCAACAGCCAAUGCAAACUCACAUAUUCAACAAAAACCUUGCCAUGUUUCUCAAGUCUUGCCUGUCGUUUAUGGACCGAGGUUUUGUGUUUCGACAAAUCAAAAAAUAUUUGGAUAAGUUCAAAGCGUGCGACCCCAAAGCGUUGUUUGACUUCAAGUUUACGUUUUUGCAAACGAUUUGCACGCACGAACACUUCGUGCCGUUCAAUUUGCCGCUGCAGGCCAACUUACGGGCCAAAGACUGUGAUGAUGAUCCUGCGAAGCUAAAGCUGACGGAUGAUUUCAUAAUGCGAUAUUUUCUUGCCGGAACAUUGCUCAAACAAGUAGAACAAUCCCUAAGAGAAGCGCCUCAAAAGCGGCGUACGGCGUUAGGAGUGCUCCGCGCUUUGCUGACCAAACACGAACACGACGACCGGUAUCGGUCGGCGCAGUGCCGCGCGCGGAUUGCUCACCUUUAUGCCCCGUGGCUCACGAUAGUACUGGAUAAUGCCCACCGCCUUGUAACCAAAUCCCUCGCCAGUCCAAUACUCGAGAACGGCCACGACAAAGUGGACGGUGACGCAACCGCCGCGCCCGCCAUCAAGACUGAAUCCAAGGACGUGACGUCAGCAAACAGCACUCCGCGACGAAACAGGCUCACGCUACACUUCGACCAUACGCCCGUAAGGAACUCCGCACAUUUCAAGGAACCGCCCGUGAUUCAAAGCGGCGUCAUGUAUCUAAAAGAUCACACAAACAAUGUGUCGCAAAGCUCGCUAGAGUCCGUCUCAACCAUGUCUGGCGGCGACUCGCUGCCGAGAAACUUCGGGCGGCUCGACUUGGGCGAAAUUGGCGAUCAAGUCAAUCGAUUCGGUGUGAUAUCCGCUGAGGAGGUGCGCGAUGUGCUUUUGUGUUUCCUGUUUGUGUUGAAGUACUUGGACGAGGACAGGCUGGUCGAGUGGUGGAGGACACACUCGCAAGCGCAACAGCAGUCGUUCUUUAACGUUCUAGAGAUAUGUGCCGAGCAGUUCCAGUACGUAGGCAGAAAGAAGAUCCUAUCAGAACUGAAGGCGACCACACCAGACUGCAACGGCAAGCCGAAGCCCGUGAAAGCUCGUACCUUGCCCGCUAGGAUGAGCCCCCCAGAUUUCUCCAAGGAACCCCCGAUAGCAGUGGAAAAUAAAAACAACACAGUCAACAGAGAAAAUCUGGUCACUAAUACUGUGACGACAGAGCUGGAAGCAAUAGCAGAGCACACGAUUCUGUCAGCUGGUUGCCUAGCAACAGAAGUGGGUCUCACCAUCAUCGACCGAGCCUGUCUCUUUAUGAAGAACCUGGGCGCCGCAGACGGAGUAGCAGCGAAGCCAUAUUUGAAACUUCUGCACUACCCGCAAAGCGAGUCGUUGUAUAAACAUAUCUUUGCUGCACUCAGAGCGUAUAUCAAUCAGUUUUCUGAGACGCUUUUUGAAGGUGGCAGCACCUUAUGCGCAGGAGUGGUAAGCGCAGUAGUGAAACUGUGCGAAGCGCGCGCAGCGUGGCUACGGCGAGAAGCGGCCGCUGCCCUGUACUUGCUGAUGCGAGCUAACUUCCAACACGGGUCUGGGGGAAAUCUUACAAGAGUUCAUCUGCAGGUUAUUAUCGCCGUCUCGAAAUUGUUAGACAGUUCCACCGCUCUGAAUUGCAAAAGAUUCCAAGAAUCUCUCUCCGUUAUCAACUGUUUUGCUACUGGCGACAAAGCUAUGAAGGGAACUGGUUUAUCCAGCGAAGUAGCGGAGCUGAUGCGUCGCGUGCGCACUGUGGUGGGAGCGCGGGCGCGAUUGGCUGGCGUGGGCGGCACUGGUGCGGCGGGUGCGGGCAGCGUCCAUUUGGCGGAGUUGCAACACGCGCUAGCAGCUUCGUGUCGGGCAACACCGCGUUUGAGGCACGCGUGGCUGGCAACACUGGCCGAACACAAUGCACGCCACGGAGACCAUGAUGAGGCUAUGUGCUGCCAACUCCACAUAGCCGCUCUCAUCGCCGAGUACCUAAAACAACGCGGAACUCAAACGUGGGGCGCCGACGAGUUUGCAGAGAUCUCCAUGAACAUCCCCCGAGAUGAAACCGCCCUCAAAAUAGACGAAGGAAUGACAGACGUCCAUUACAAUGAGCAGGCACUCCUGGAUCAGCUGAUGAUAUGCACGGAGUACGUAGACAAGGCUGAGAGAUACGAACUCCUUGGACCGUUGUACCGGCUUAUCAUCCCAAUCUACGAGCGAAGGAAAGAUUACCAGGCGCUGCUCGCUUGCUACCAGCAUCUCACGAAAGCCUAUGCCAAAGUUAUAGAAGUAACAAACUCUGGAAAACGACUGCUGGGCAGGUUUUAUCGCGUCGCGUUCUUUGGAAAAGCCCACUUUGGGGAAGACGAAGAAGGCGUAGAGUUUAUUUAUAAAGAGCCAAAGGUCACGUCUCUCAGUGAGAUCUCGGAGAAAUUGCAGACGUUCUAUGAGGAGAAGUUCGGCCCUGGACAUGUCAAGAUGAUAAUGGAUUCUGCCCCAGUAAACCGUGAAGAACUGGACACCAAGCUAGCAUACAUCCAAGUGACGUGGGUACGGACGGCGCCCGAAGGAGUGGCGGUGGCCAGUUCUGGCUGCGAAGGUUCCUUCGAGCGAGGCCACAAUGUGCGGCGGUUUGUCUUCGAGACACCUUUCACGAGAGAUGGCGCUGCUAGGGGCCCGGUGCAUCACCAGCGGUUGAGGCUGACACAUCUUACUGCGGAAAAUUGGUUCCCCUACGUGAAGCGUCGUGUGCCAGUAAUCGAGACGCAAGUUGAAGAGAAGAGUCCGAUAGAGGUCGCUGUAGCCGAGAUGGAGAGCCAGGUGGCUGAGCUCACAGAGAUCGUCAACGCUAAGGCGCCGGAUAUCAAGAAAUUACAACUUAGAUUGCAAGGAAGUAUCUGCGUGCAAGUGAAUGCGGGCCCUCAAGCGUACGCCAACGCGUUCUUAGAUCCCACUCUUGCGCAAAUGUACCCCGACGAACUCGUCGACAAACUGAAGACUACCUUUAAGGAAUUCCUCACCAUAUGCCACUCAGCCCUCCAAUUGAACGCCAAGCUCAUCAGCUCGGAUCAAGUGACGUAUCACGAAGCGCUGGAGGCUAACUACUACAAGUUGAGUGACUCUCUGUCCAGCGUGUUAGGACAACCGUUACACGAUAUACUCGUGAAUGGAAGUCUAAGCACCACAGUCACCGGAGUUGAACUAGAGUCUAGCAACGCAUAGACAAGACCAGAGACAAAAAUACGCGGGCACAUUGACUGAAGUGACAGGUAAAAUAUGCGUGCGCGCAUUAGAAAAUGUAUUGUGGGGACGCAAUCUCGUGUAGUUGUCCAUAUUAAUUGUGCAUAAAUGAAGCGUACAACGAAUUGGCUAUGCAUUUUCUAAAUUAUUUAUUAAACGCUUUUCGAGUAGAUGCACAGGAGACAAGAGACAACACACCAUUAUGUAAAAAAAUACCCUUGACAAGAAAGAAAGCACGAUAAUUAGAAAGAGAUAAUAUUCGAUAUGAACGUUUAAUUCUGUUUCGUUUUGCUUCGGUCUUUCUUAACAUACUUAUUUUGCUUGUCGCAAUCGUUCCAGCAUGGAUCGUUAUGCGUAUAAAUAGAGAAACGUUUUAUACGAAAAACAUUAGUCAAUACCUUUAGGUGAUUAAAAAAACUUAACUAUUUCGUCUCAAAUUCUGUCUAGUAAAAUUACCUUUAUCUAAUUAUUUCUAUACUAAGGCAUUCUCCUUCACGAUUACGAUAAGGCAAAAGUCCAUAUUCACCUUGACCUUAUCUCCAUUUUCCAUACUCCUGAGAAAAAUACGUAUCCAAAGACUGGGCAAUUACCUCCAUACGACCGACUGAACUCUAAAGAGCUUCAUUUUUAAUCCCGUAUUCGAGUACUUAAUAGUUAUUUAUCUGAGGCCCGUAUUACGAUACUACCUUUGAUUCAGGGCUGGGUCUGAUCGAUUGGGUAAAAUUAUCAAGACAGACCUUCAUAAGUAUAGUUUUGUGGGCGUCGUUUUAUAGUACGGGCUCGAAAGUGAUACAUCAGCUGUCAAUUACCAAAUCCAUCCUCCCGCACACGCGACGUUGGUGUACAUUCGUAAAUAAGAUCUUGAGUAUUUAUCAAUCUAUCUAUUGAGCAUUUUACUCAUCUUUAAAUAUAUUUCGGUAAAAUAAUUGGAUCAGUAUUUGAUAAUAGUUUUGAUUAACCCUCCAAUUUCAAGUUGAGUCGUUUAGAUAUAAUUUUGAAAGAAAUCACGUUGCCCUCGUAAGCCAAAAAAUAGUAUGUCGAUAGAAAUUUUGUAGCCCUUGUUGGCUUAUCAGUGUGCAUUAAAUCUAGACAAAUGGCCCUUUUUGCUAUAUAAGGGGUAAUCUUUACCCUGAUUGUAUGCGUCAGUACUUAAUUAUAACUUUACAAUCAUGAAUAAAAAAAGAUAUUUUCAAAAUAAAUUCACUUUCCAAAGCACAUUGCUAAUUCACCUGUGCUGUCAUGAGUAGGAAAGUGUUCUAUUAGUUGCAUUCGUAAUUAAUAUAAAGGUUAUUAAAGAAAAACAUAAUUAAGCACACAACGUGUGAUUUAAUUGACUUUUAUGUAGAUUCGAUUACUCAACUUUUAACUUUACGUAAUUUUUGCCAAAUAAUUUCAAACCGUAAAAUUAAUUGGGGCCUCAUGUUUUUUCUUUAUUCCAAUAUUUUAACAUUACUUAAUGUAUUAUUAUUUCUCAUGAUACCAAUUCAUAGAUAAGUCGAUCGAGCACAAACUUAGAUUUAGAUAGGAUUUUAUAAACUCCCAUUUAGAAUGAACCUAAGAAUAUCAGUCACCUGUAAACAAGCGUUUGCAAUUUGCCAUGCUUAUCAUAGUUUAGUGUAUAAGGAUUUUAUCCCAGUCUAUUAUCAUAAUUACUAUUCUCUCUAUCACUGUAUUUUAUAGUUCCUUUACAUUCGCCUUGUUUUAUUGUAUCUGUUGUAUUGUAUUAAAAUAAGAAUUGUAUAAAAUUAUGAUUUAUGAAUAAAUUAAUAUUAUAAAUUAACAUUUAAAACCACUUUACAAACAUUAUAAUGUGAGAAUUAUCCCAAAAUAUUGUUGAAUUUUCGUGUUAUAAUAUUGAAAUGCGUUUUUUGAGAAUCGACAACAAUACAGGGUGUGAGAAAAAUUGAAACAGAAUGCUCAACCAAGCUAAGUGACUAAAACCCCAAUGAAACAUUCGUUAAUUUUUUUCAACACACUAAAUGAUGUUAUACAUUGAGGAUUUAAUAAAAGAAUAAAAAUAUACUUAUUAUACUUAUAUUCUUUCAUACCCUGUAGUAUACAUAAUGGACAUGAUUUUUAAAAUUGAAUUUAUUGUUAUUUGGUGAGCACAAAAUGACCUCAUGUAUUGAAAUAAUGACGGCGUCGAAUUUUAUAUUUUAAAAUUAUGAUACAAGCGAGUUUAUCGCGCAAUAAACGAAUAUGCCUAUUUUGUGUCGACGAAAAUAACAAAUUUGAAACAAAACGUACUAUAAUUUAUCAGUAUCUUAUCUAGCAACGUAUGGAUUUGUGUUAGGUUAGUUAGUCGAUUCAUAAGUAACUUUUUUUGUCUGAACAAAUUUUAUUUGCAGAGUUAUUGACUGUUUUAUUUAUUUUGUUAAUCGUCGAUAAACGCUUAUUUUCACGUACAAAAAUAGAUUUAUUUAGUCAUUCAUUUUACCGCAGAAAUGAAGUGCCUACGUAACGCACAUUUAGUACUUUCAUAUAAUGAAGCGAAUAAUUGUUUAACCAUGCGACUAUUAUUUUUUUCGAUAUAUUCUAAUUAUUAUACAUAAGUACGUAAUCACUUCUUUUUGUGGUAGAAAUAAAUAUACUGUGACUACAUGACACAAUCGUUUGUUUGUAUACUCCACUCAUUCCAUAACUUAUUAUUAUUUAUGGUUGCAUAAACUUAUGUAUUCGGGGAUGGUGAAUAAGUUUUGAUUAAUGUUUUAUAUUCUUUAUAAUAGUGACGUCUAUGUUAAAAUUCGUAUUCUGAAAAGACUAUCAAAAAUCUAUUUAAACUGUAACAAAGUGUUUGAUUGGCUUAAUUUCAAUAUUCAGACCAAUCUACUAGUAGAGAUAUUUUAAAUUUUUUUUUUAUUAUUUUAUACUUUUCUAAACGCGAAAUCGAAAUGUCUGUCAGUGAUAAUAAUAAAAUGUGAUAACAAUAAUCACGACAAAAUCUGAAUAUUGUUUCCUUUUGCUUAACAGACGCCGGGAAGAUGGCUAUAUCAUUUAAUAAUUGGUGUUCUUGAGUGUACUUAAUAAAUGUUAUGAUGUAUUGAUAAUUUACUUGUAUUGUUUAAAUAAUUUAUUGUCAAAUUAAUAUGUAAUAAUAAACAUGAUAUUUAAAAAUGCCAUAAAAUAUUCGUCAAAUUACUUAUAGCGAAUUUAACUGUAGUCAUUGUUGUUACUAUUAUUAUCGAAGCACGU